CUGCCGGCGGGGUGCGUUGGGUUGCUGGUUCCCAUCGUGUCUGGCCGCGGGUCAUGGGGCUGGAGCCGCGGACGCUGCCGCCCUCUCCGAACUGGUACUGCACCCGCUGCAGCGACGCGGUGCCCGGGGGCCUCUUCGGCUUCGCCGCGCGGACCUCCGUCUUCCUGGUCCGCGUGGGCCCGGGUGCGGGUGCCAUCCCGGGGACGCCCCCGUUUCGAGUCAUAGGAGAGUUGGUGGGACACACCGAAAAGGUCUCCGGCUUCACAUUUUCUCAUCACCCCGGUCAGUACCACCUCUGUGCCACCAGUUCAGACGAUGGAACCGUGAAGAUCUGGGAUGUAGAGACGAAAACAGUAGUGACGGAGCAUGCACUUCAUCAG
Molecule: messenger RNA, 380 nt
Organism: Dipodomys ordii (Ord's kangaroo rat)
Lineage: Eukaryota; Metazoa; Chordata; Mammalia; Rodentia; Heteromyidae
Product: gem-associated protein 5-like
Exons: 2
Molecular function (GO): protein binding
Source: RefSeq, a predicted model, not a curated record